Messenger RNA from Cannabis sativa, 1798 nucleotides. RefSeq lists its product as uncharacterized. Gene Ontology annotation, biological process: rRNA base methylation. NCBI's taxonomy places the organism in Eukaryota, Viridiplantae, Streptophyta, Magnoliopsida, Rosales, Cannabaceae. Bases 121 to 1440 code for a protein of 439 amino acids. Gene Ontology annotation, cellular component: cytoplasm. Gene Ontology annotation, molecular function: rRNA (uridine-N3-)-methyltransferase activity. The record is from RefSeq and is a predicted model, not a curated record. The transcript has 3 exons.
CUCUAUUACCCUCUUAACAAUUCUAGUACAUUUUAAAUUGUCAAAACCCCAAUUUUAUGGACUCUUCAACUCUAUCUCUAUCACUGUCAUUGUCACAUAAGAAAUAAAAAGUUCAAAGCAAUGGUCUCCGAAGAUGAGAAAUGGGUCCAAUUCUAUUCCUCAAAUCAUCAAAUACUGUUAGUGGGUGAUGGAGACUUCUCAUUUUCUUCGAGUUUGGCUCGUUCUUUUGGCUCUGCUUCUAAUAUUGUUGCUACUUCACUAGACACCUAUGAUGUUGUAGUUAAGAAGUACAAGGAAGCAAAAUCGAACUUGGAAACUUUGAUAAACUUGGGAGCAUCCCCUAUACAUGGUGUGAAUGCAACUAUGCUGAAGACUUAUCGUAAACUUAGAAAUCGGAAAUUCGAUCGCAUUGUUUUCAACUUUCCUCAUGCUGGUUUUGGGGCAAGGGAAGAUGACAGCAGUGCAAUUCACAAGCAUAGGAGGCUUGUACAUGGAUUUUUUUGGAGUGCAAGAAACAUGCUUCAGCCUAAUGGUGAAAUUCAUGUAAACCACAAAACGACACCACCAUUUUCCCUCUGGAACCUAGAGGAACUAGCAAGUUGGAACUCAUUAGCUUUGAUUGAAUGUGUGGAGUUCAACAUUAAAAAUUACCCUGGUUAUAAGAAUAAAAGAGGAGAUGGUGCCAGAUGUGAUAAACCUUUCCAUUUAGGUAAGUGCAGUACCUAUAAAUUUCGACUUUUUAUUACACCCAUCAUGCCUGGAACAACUUCACACUUUGCUCCAAUGUGUAGAAGAUUUGAGCAAUCACAAAUACCAAGCCUAUCGACUUUAUUUGAUUUCAAUAGACCUGAAAUGGCUGCUGUUGCAAUGUUCAAUCAAAACUUUCACCAACAACUUCAGAGGUUUCCCUAUCCUCCAUAUGAUCAUGGGAGGGAUUAUCUUGGAACGUUUACUCGGAAACUUGAAUAUACUGGAUCAAUUCAGGGACUAAAUCAUCAUGGUAUGGUCUCUUGUGUCAAUGAUUUGAAACAUAAAAGAAAAGCGGAUCAUGACAUUCAUAUAGUGGUCGAAUCUAAUAAAAGAACUUGUUAUGAUAUGGGACCUUUCAAUGAAGUUGGACAUACAUCCAACAACACAACUGCCAUGCUUCCUGGAAGAAUCACAAAUUAUUGUAUUGAUAUGCAUAGAUAUCAUGAAUGUGAUCAUAGAGCACAAAUGCCUCUUGGAAGAACCUUCAACAACUUGCAUGUUUUCUCCGACUUUAAUCGAAGAACCUGUCUUGAUCCGAGCUUUCCUGUCAAUGAACGGAUACUUAGUUUUAAUAGAGACAUGGCGACAGUGUUUGGUGGAAGAACCUUGAACCAUGGCAAUCAUUUCUUGCCCGGUUGUGAAUAUAGUGGUGUUGAGCGUCGGAGGUUGGUACGGGAUUUCGGCAACUGAAUCUUUCUCGAUGUUAUCAUUGAGAAUAGCCGUGAUGAUUUUUUUUGAUGUUUUGGACAGGGCUUUUUAAGCUGGGUUGCUGAUACAAUGUAUGAUACAGUGUUUUGCAAUGAUGGAUCAUUAUACAAGAUUAUGGUUAACUAGAAGUACAAUGGCUGGCUACAUACAGAUUAGGAAAAGGUCUGAUAUUAUGGAGACAAUUGUGAACUGAACAUUUGCUUAUAUACUAGUACUUUGCUUUUUAAAUUUAGAGAAACUAUAAUAGAUGUCGCCAAAUGAGGUUAUUACUAGUGAAAAUUAUAUGAAAUAUGGGAUUUUGUAAAAAUGUUACAAAAAUAUGAUAUUUAUAGGUUUGCCA